GAAACUGGGGUCACUCUGUCCUUCUAGCACACACCCCUUUCCUUUAUAACUUUUUCCCUGGUCCAUUAGAGUCCUCCCCUGUUUUCAGCUACUACUUGUUCACAUUUCACAAGCCAAAAACCCCACCAACUUCUCUUUUUUCUGUCACUCUCAACUCAAGGGUCCAUACUCCACUUCCCUUUAACUAGUGUCCACCUAGAUCUCCACUCACUCCUAUGGAAGAAGACCCAAACCCCCCAAAGGGCCAAAACCAACAUCACCAUCUUCCCCCUCCCAACAAGAUACAAAUGAACAAUCACAAAGCUUCUCCUUCUCCCUACGGUGGUGGUGGUGGUGGUUCUUCUCCCAAACGUGCAGCCUGCACCUUCAUCACCGUCUUUCUUCUAGCCGUUGGAAUCACUCUGCUCGUCCUCUGGCUCGUCUACCGUCCCCACAAGCCCCGCUUCACGGUGGUCGGCGCUGCCGUCUACGCCCUCAACACAACCUCACCGCCGCUCUUGUCCGCCGCCUUGCAGUUCAACGUCCUCAUAAGAAACCCCAACAAGCGUGUCUCUAUUUACUAUGACAGGUUCUCUGCCUUCGUGUCCUACAGGAACCAACCCAUCACACAGCAGGUUUUGCUGCCGCCGCUGUUCCUGGAGAAGCACAGCCAAGUUUCGCUGUCGCCGGUGAUCGGUGGCACGCCGAUGCCGGUGACGGUGGAGGUGGCAAAUGGGUUGGCGAUGGACGAGAGUUAUGGGGUGGUGGGUCUGAAACUGGUUUUUCUGGGCAGGGUGAAGUGGAAGGCAGGGGGCCUAAGAACAUGGCAUCAUGGGCUUUAUGUAAAGUGUGAUUUGUUGGUGGGUUUGAAGAAAGGUUUUGUGGGUCAAGUUCCUCUGCUCCAAGCUCAAGCUUGUGAUGUGGAUCUAUGAACAAAGCUUGUUUAUGUUUUCACCCAACUCAAGUCUAAUAAACUGUAAUAUGUUAGUCAUCUUUACUCUUCCUCUGACUUUAAUGUUGUUCUUUUCUUUUCUUUCAUUUCAGCCAACAAUUAUAUACAAAGUUUGAAUUUUUUA
This is a messenger RNA of Lotus japonicus, 1055 nucleotides long. Its product is annotated as NDR1/HIN1-like protein 12. Gene Ontology annotation, biological process: defense response to other organism. Bases 216 to 911 code for a protein of 231 amino acids. The record is from RefSeq and is a predicted model, not a curated record. Lineage: Eukaryota; Viridiplantae; Streptophyta; Magnoliopsida; Fabales; Fabaceae. The transcript has a single exon.